CUUAAGUUGAUGCCAACUUCCUUCUUUGAGAUUUUACACACACACAGGGCUCAGAGUUUGCUGUCGGGUUAGUAAAAUGGAAGGGAUCUAUUCUAAUGUGGAUCAUUCAAACCAAAAAUGCUCUCAUUGCAGGGGUAAUCAAGUUUCUUCCUCAAAGCGGACUAAAGUUCUUCUGAUCGUUCUCAGUGUCUCUCUUGUUUUGGCUCUUGGAGGUCUCUGUGUUCUGGGGAUAAUGUAUGCUGGUAAAGUCAACUUGUGUGACACUCUGACUGACCGGAAGCUUUCUAAACUACAGUCAGAUCCAGAGAACUAUGGUCAUGAAGAGCUCUUGCACAAGUACAAGAAAGUCACAAAAUGCUUCUCUUCUUGCACUGAAUUCAUAGAUCCGGCUUGUAAACUCUGUGCGAACGGUUGGAUAGCACAUCGUGGAAAGUGCUAUUUCUUUUCUUCUAAAAAGCAGACAUGGUUUGAGAGUCGUGAUUCAUGUGUAGCAUCAGGUGCUCAUCUGGUCAUAAUAAACAAUAAAAAAGUACAGGAUUUUCUGGUCUCUAAAGUUAAUGAGACGCACUGGAUUGGUCUCAAUGAUCUGGACACUGAAGGACACUGGGUUUGGGUGAAUAACCAAACUCUCAGUGAAACUGGAGUACAGUUCUGGCAUACAAGGAAAUCUGAGCCGAAUGAACCUGAUAACUGGAAACAAGUGGAUCCUUCUGGAGAGAACUGCGCUAGUAUGGGAAAUAGGGCAGGCACUGUUAAAAAAUGGUUUGAUAAUUCUUGCAAAGAACAGAAAAAGUUCAUCUGUGAAAUUAAAUAUGCAUUCCCCCUCACUGAUGAUAACUAAAAGAGGAAACACACUGUAAAUAAACAGAUGGAAGUUCAUAUUAAUAGUAUUACAAUAAUGAUCUUUCAUGGAGGAUCUUUAACUCUAGAUCAGCGCAAUCCUUUUAUUUGUAAUUUGCAUAUUAAGUUUUAAUGCUGUGUUUUCCCCCACUGGAAUGCACUCAAAGAGAACCAGAGCUUUAAUGCUGAGCACACAUUUAGAGAAAUCACACAGGUGUCGUUUUCUAAAUGUUUUGCUCACUUCUCAGUGUUUCGAGUUAAUGUCUUGUACAUCCGUCUAUACUGUGCACUGUCAUGUGUUUGGACUGAUUUUGCUUGAUAUAUUACUAUUGUUGUAACCUGGAAUUUUUUUUUUUAAAUUUCAAAAAAGUCUAAAGUGCCUUUGUUCAAUUAUAAAGAAGCUUUUGUGGAA
This is a messenger RNA of Ctenopharyngodon idella (grass carp), 1252 nucleotides long. Its product is annotated as C-type lectin domain family 6 member A. The coding region runs from base 77 to 841 and encodes 254 amino acids. The record is from RefSeq and is a predicted model, not a curated record. Lineage: Eukaryota; Metazoa; Chordata; Actinopteri; Cypriniformes; Xenocyprididae. The transcript is spliced from 7 exons.